Molecule: messenger RNA, 2811 nt
Organism: Elgaria multicarinata webbii
Lineage: Eukaryota; Metazoa; Chordata; Lepidosauria; Squamata; Anguidae
Gene: SLC9D1
Product: transmembrane and coiled-coil domains 3
Exons: 13
Coding region: 691-2727 (678 amino acids)
Biological process (GO): proton transmembrane transport; potassium ion transmembrane transport
Cellular component (GO): membrane
Molecular function (GO): potassium:proton antiporter activity
Source: RefSeq, a predicted model, not a curated record
GGCUGUAGGGAUGUUACAGAGAAACCGAGGUUGUGGUUAGUUCUGAUUUUUGGCCGGUGAGGUAACAAGGCAGGUGGUUCGUUAUUCAAAGGGGCGGUGCAAUCGAUUCUGGUUGGGCGGGGAGCCAGUCGGCUUUGAAGAGAUCCUAUUGGGCACCUCAGAGAAGGAGGAAGGCUGUUAAUGAUGGGGACGUGGCUCGGGGUCUCCCGGACGGCGGUGAGUUUACUGGUCUGCCGUUGGACCUUCCCGUCCAGGAUUGGAAUCAUCAACUAUUUGCUGUCCACUUGCGAAAAUCAAGCAACCAUUUCAGUGGUUAAAAUUAACUAAACAGCAUUUGAUAUUAGCCAAAGAGAAAUAUUUGACUAUACUGAAAAAUAUUCUAUCUUCCCAGUUUGACAGAUAGUAGCUACUGCUAUGUUUUGGACAAAAAGCAGGCCAAGAAAUAAGACAUUUCUAGUUCCAAGGAAUUUAAGCUUGAAUAAAGAAGAGUGUGUAAUGUUCAACAUAUUUUUUCCUCAUGCUUUCUGGAAUUUGAAUUCAUAUUUGAUUCAGUGAUCCUAACGUAUACUGUAGAUGACAGUUAGCUUUUAUUAAUUGGUCAUAUUGCGUGUAUAUUUGAGAUGCAAAAAGCAUAUGACAGAAAGGUUGGGGUAAUUUCUGAGUGCUUUCCUCAGUAAUAAAAACUGGACAAUGAGAAUAACUGGAUUCAUUUCCUUAUGGAUGUUAGCAUCACUGCUUUGCUGUCAACUAAUAACCUCUGCAGAACACGAGGAUAUAGUGAAACAUGCAAUAAAACUGCAUCGUGGGAAAGGAGCUGCUGUUACACAGAGGAAACAGUGGCUUGUAGAAAACUGCAGAAAGCUAUCUGGACUCCUCCGUCAAAAGAAUGUGGUUCUCAACAAACUAAAAAGUGCAAUAAGAGCAGUGGAAAAGGACUCGGGGCUGUCACUUGAAGAGAGGACUUUUCAGGUCCACACAUUUGAAAUUUUUCAAAAGGAGCUAAACGAAAGUGAAAACUCUGUCUUCCAAGCGAUCCAUGGACUCCAAAGAGCUCUACAAGGUGAUUACAAAGAUGUUGUGAACAUGAAAGAAAGCAGUCGGCAGCGACUGGAAGCUUUGAGAGAAGCUGCAAUAAAGGAGGAAACCGAAUAUGUUGAACUUCUAGCAGCAGAAAAACAUCAAGCUGAAGCCCUGAAAAACAUGCAGCAUCAAAAUAAAAGUCUAUCCAUUCUUGAUGAAAUUCUUGAAGAUGUAAGAAAAGCAGCUGAUAGACUGGAAGAGGAGAUAGGAGAGCAUGCCUUUGAUGACAACAAGUCAGUGAGAGGAGUUAAUUUUGAAGCUGUCUUAAGAGUGGAAGAGGAUGAAUCAAACCCAAAAAGGAAUGUUUCAAAAAGGGAGGUGGAAGAUGAUUUGGGUCUAAGUAUGCUUAUUGAUUCUCAAAACAAUCAGUAUAUACUUACUAAGCCCAGGGACUCUACCAUUCCACGUGCUGAUCAUCAUUUUAUAAAGGAUAUUGUGACCAUAGGAAUGCUAUCUUUGCCUUGUGGCUGGCUGUGCACAACAAUAGGAUUACCAACUAUGUUCGGAUACAUUAUUUGUGGAGUACUCCUGGGACCAUCAGGAUUAAACAGCAUUAAGUCAAUUGUACAGGUAGAGACUUUGGGAGAAUUUGGUGUAUUCUUCACAUUGUUCCUGGUUGGCCUGGAGUUUUCCCCUGAAAGGUUAAGAAAGGUGUGGAAGAUAUCAUUGCAAGGACCGUGUUACAUGACACUCCUGAUGAUUGCAUUUGGCUUACUGUGGGGACAUUUUCUACAAAUUAGAGCAACACAGAGUGUUUUCAUUGCUACUUGUUUAUCAUUAUCAAGCACACCAUUGGUAUCCAGAUUCCUUGCAGGGAGUGCUCGGGGAGAUAAAGAAGGAGAUAUUGAUUAUAGUAGUGUUCUGCUUGCAAUGUUGGUGAUGCAGGAUGUACAGCUUGGCUUGUUUAUCGCUGUCAUGCCAACCCUUAUUCAAGCUGGAGUUGGCACGCAUUCCAGCAUUAUCAAGGAAAUAAUGAGAAUACUAACGCUUAUUGGACAAAUUCUAUUUUCUCUGGCUGCUGUCUUACUUAUAUGUCUUGUUUUAAAGACAUAUCUAAUAGGACCAUACUACCGCAAGUUGCAUAUGGAAAGCAAAGGAAAUAAAGAAAUCCUAGUUCUAGGAAUAUCGGCCUUUAUGUUCCUUAUGUUAAUGAUCACAGAGUUAUUGGAUGUUUCCAUGGAACUGGGAUGUUUCCUAGCAGGAGCACUUAUUUCUUCUCAGGGUCACAUGAUUACUGAAGAGAUUAUGUCUUGUAUUGAACCAAUACGUGAUUUCCUUGCCAUCAUAUUCUUUGCAUCUAUAGGCCUUCAUGUUUUUCCUACGUUUGUAAUUUACGAACUCACAGUCUUGCUGUUUCUUACAUUUUCAGUGGUAAUAAUGAAGUUUUUUCUGGCAGUACUUGUCCUUUCUAUGAUUCUUCCAAAGACGAGUCAGUACAUCAAAUGGAUUGUAUCAGCAGGCUUGGCUCAAGUCAGUGAGUUUUCCUUCGUCCUGGGAAGUAGAGCACGCAGAGCGGGUAUAAUUUCUCGAGAGGUCUACCUCCUUAUACUGAGUGUGACUACUUUAAGCCUAUUGCUUGCACCAGCACUCUGGAGAGCUGCGAUUAUGAAAUAUGUAACAAGGCCCGAAAAAAGAUUAAGUUGCUGAAGAUACUUUACAAAAGCUUCCAUGAAGAAAACAUCUUUAUAUUCAUUACAUUUCUUAUGAAGCAAACAAAAGUAGCUAUAUGUU